Stereum hirsutum FP-91666 SS1 is the source of this 1911-nucleotide messenger RNA. RefSeq names its product Hydantoinase B/oxoprolinase. Gene Ontology annotation, biological process: glutathione metabolic process. The transcript has 8 exons. The coding region runs from base 1 to 1911 and encodes 636 amino acids. Gene Ontology annotation, cellular component: cytosol. Lineage: Eukaryota; Fungi; Basidiomycota; Agaricomycetes; Russulales; Stereaceae. The record is from RefSeq and is a predicted model, not a curated record. Gene Ontology annotation, molecular function: 5-oxoprolinase (ATP-hydrolyzing) activity.
AUGGACGUCUCCAAACACAUCACUAAGAAAGGCCCAGACCCCAUCCUGCUCACCCUCUUCGCCAACCGCUUCAUGUCCGUAGCAGAGGCGAUGGGCCGGUCGCUGCAACAGACCUCCAUAUCGACCAACAUCAAGGAGCGCUUGGAUUUCUCAUGUGCGCUGUUUGCGCCAGACGGAGACUUGGUGGCGAAUGCGCCAUUUAUUCCGAUUCAUUUGGGGAGCAUGAGUUUUGCGGUCAAGUAUCAGAUGAAAUUACAUGGGGAGAGUUUGAAGGAGGGCGAUGUGCUAAUGACGAAUUCUCCGCAUGCCGGUGGCUCCCAUCUCCCAGACAUAACUAUCAUCUCCCCGGUCUUCUCCCCAACAAACCCCACCAAAAUAAUCUUCUUCACCGCCUCCCGUGGCCACCACGCCGACAUUGGCGGCAUCCUCCCAGGGUCCAUGCCCCCCACGUCCGUCAACAUCUUCGAAGAGGGAGCGGAGAUCGUCAGCUUUAAGAUAGUGAGCGAGGGCGUGUUCGACGGGGAGGGAUUGAGGGAGUAUAUGUGUGAUAGACCGGCGAGGUACCCGGGCGCUAGUGGGUGUAGGAAUUUGAGGGAUGUCGAGAGUGACUUGAAGGCGCAAAUCGCGGCGAACCAUAAGGGUAUUCAACUCAUUCAUCAGAUCGUCGAUGACUAUGGCCUCGAGACCGUCCAGAACUAUAUGUACCACAUUCGAAACAACGCCGAGAUGUCCGUACGGAACUUGCUAAAAGACGUAGCGAAGAAGAACGGCUCGAACGUUCUGAGCGCAAUAGAUUAUUUGGACGACGGAUCGCCCGUGUGUGCCCCUCCCUUCUUCGUCCCCCUCUUCCAACUUCAUACUAUCGAUAUACCCAUGCAGGUCUACACCCCACCCAAGAUCCGCCUCCACGUCGCAAUCGACCCCUCUGCUGGCUCCGCGAUCUUCGAUUUUGAAGGCACAGGCUGCGAAGUCCGCGGGAACCUCAACGCUCCGAUCUCGGUCGUGCAUAGCGCGGUCAUCUACUGUAUGCGGAGUAUGCUCGAUAUGGAUAUACCUUUGAACGCUGGAUGUCUGGUCCCGCUUGACAUCCGCAUCCCCCAACGCUCCCUCCUUUGUCCCUCACGCACCGCUGCCGUCUGCGGCGGCAAUGUCUUAACCUCGCAACGCAUCGUUGACGUCGUCCUCAAAGCCUUCCACGCCUGCGCCGCCUCCCAAGGCUGCACCAACAACCUCACCUUCGGCGCCGGCGGCAAAGCCUCCGACGCCUCUGGUCGCACCGUCGCUGUGGCAGGAUGGGGCUACUACGAGACAAUAGCGGGCGGGAGCGGUGCGGGCCCUGGGUGGCACGGGACGAGCGGAGUGCAUACGCACAUCACGAAUACGAGGAUCGGGGACGUGGAGAUUUUGGAGAGGAGGUAUCCGUUAGUGGUGAGGAGGUUUGGGUUGAGGGAUGGAAGUAAUGGGAAGGGGAAGUGGAGGGGUGGCGAGGGAGUUGUGAGGGAGUUGGAGUUUACGGAGGGGUUGCAGGUUUCGAUUUUGUCGGAACGGAGGACCAGACAGCCCUAUGGCCUCGAAGGCGGUGGACCUGGCGCACUCGGGAGAAACACCUGGAUCAAACAGCCGCGCGAAGAAGACGGGGACCUCAUCGAGCCGGACUCUAGCUCUGACUCUGACUCUGGCUCCAGUGCGAGCGAGCCCCAGGAGCCGCGGUACGUCAACAUCGGAGGGAAAGCUACGGUGUGGAUGGGUAAAGGAGAUAGGUUGCUUAUCGAGACGCCGGGGGGAGGAGGAUGGGGGUUGACGGAGGAGGCGGAGAAGGAGUUAGAGGAACAGGAGGAUUUGCAGCAUGUGAAGGCUUGGGCCGCGAGGGGGAGUUUGGCGGAGAGGGAGGCUGCGCAGGCUGGGUUCUGA